Sinocyclocheilus grahami is the source of this 4902-nucleotide messenger RNA. RefSeq names its product neurofibromin-like. Gene Ontology annotation, biological process: regulation of GTPase activity. The transcript is spliced from 35 exons. The coding region runs from base 220 to 4806 and encodes 1528 amino acids. NCBI's taxonomy places the organism in Eukaryota, Metazoa, Chordata, Actinopteri, Cypriniformes, Cyprinidae. The record is from RefSeq and is a predicted model, not a curated record.
UUCGCUGGAUCGGAGGAUUCAAACUUCCGGCACUGUCAUGGCGGCAUGCUGCUGUUUCUGACACCGACCAGACCGAAUACCGAGCCGCCCCUCGUUCGGCCCUCAGCGCGGCGCGGAUCGAGGAGCGCAGGGGUCGCAGACCGCGGAAAAGGCGUCCUCUCCCCCUCCACUUCAUCAUCAUCAUCAUCAGCGGCGGCGGAGGUGCUAGCGUGAGCGGCCAUGGCGGCACAGAAGCCCGUGGAGUGGGUCCAGGCCGUCAUCACCCGAUUCGACGAGCAGCUUCCUGUGAAAGUCGGCGUGCAAAACACACACACUAAAAUCAGCACCGAGCACAAUAAGGAAUGUCUGAUCAACAUCUCCAGGUACAAAUUCUCCCUGGUCAUCAGUGGACUCACCAACAUACUGAAGAAUGUCAAUAACAUGCGGAUAUUUGGAGAUACUGCAGAGAAGAACCUUUACCUGUCCCAGCUUAUCAUCAUGGACACACUGGAGAAGUGCCUGGCAGGGCAACCAAAGGACAGCAUGCGUCUGGAUGAGACGAUGCUCGUCAAGCAGUUAUUGCCCGAGAUCUGUCAUUUCAUCCACACGUACCGUGAGGGAAACCAGUACGCGGCCGAGCUGAGGAACUCCGCCUGUGGGGUUCUGUUCUCUCUGAGCUGCAGUAACUUCAGCGCUGUCUUCAGCCGCAUCUCCACCAGGUUGCAGGAGCUGACCGUUUGCUCUGAGGAUAACGUAGACGUGCACGACAUCGAGCUCAUCCAGUACAUCAACGUGGACUGCUGUAAAUUUAAACGCCUCCUGCAAGAAACUGUGUUUAAAUUUAAAGCCUUAAAGAAGCCAGCCCAGUUGAGUGUCAUCUACAAUUUAGAGAAGGCGUUCUGGAACUGGGUGGAAAAUUAUGCUGAUGAAUUCACCAGGUUGUACCAGAGGCCUCAGGCAGACAUGGCUGAGUGUGCUGAGAAGCUGUUUGAUCUGGUGGAUAGUUUUGCUGAGAGUACAAAGAGGAAAGCAGCCGUUUGGCCCCUGCAGAUCAUCCUCCUCAUCCUCUGCCCUGACAUCACACAAGACAUGUCCAGAGACACGUCAGAUGACUCGAAAGACAACAAGAAACUGUUUUUGGAGAAUCUACGGAAAGCCUUGACUGGUCACGGUGGAAGCAAACAGCUGACGGAAAGCGCAGCUAUUGCCUGCGUUAAACUGUGCAAAGCGUCCACAUACAUCAGCUGGGAGGAUCACUCCGUUAUCUUCCUGCUGGUGCAGUCCAUCGUCAUGGAUCUGAAGGGGUUGCUGUUUAACCCAGCUAAACCGUUUUCCAGAGGCGCUGGGAGCCAGAGUGCAGACGUGGACUUAAUGAUCGACUGUUUUGUCUCCUGUUUCAGAAUCAACCCUCAUAACAAUCAGCAAUUUAAGGUGUGUCUGGCUCCGUCCUCACCUCCUACCUUUCAUUUCGUGCUGGUGAAUUCUCUCCACCGAAUCAUCACUAAUUCCCCGCUGGACUGGUGGCCGAAGAUCGAUACCGUGUACUGUUACUCGGGAGAGCUGCGGCUCAUGUUUGCUGAGACUCUGGGGAGAGUGGUGCAGGGCUGCAGCAGUCACGCCCCCCUCCGGAUGACCUCGAGUUUGACCUUUAAGGAGAAAAUGAGCAGUCUGAAGUUUAAAGAAAAAACCACUGAUCUGGACACCAGGAGUCACAAGUAUCUGCUUUUGGCUUUGGUGAAGCUCAUCCAUGCAGAUCCCAAAUUGAUGCUACAUAAUCCAGGUAAACAGGGUCUGGAGGUCCACAGCAGCACGGCAGAUCUUAUCACAGGCCUGGUGCAGCUUGUGCCGUUUGCGAACAUGGGAGAUAUUUCCCAGGAGGCCAUGGAGGCUCUUCUGGUCCUGCAUCAGCCUGAAGGCAUCGAGCUGUGGAACCCAGACGCUCCUAUGGAAACUUUCUGGGACAUCAGUUCUCAGGUGCUGUUCUUCAUCUGUAAGAAGCUGUUUGGUCAUCAGCUGAUCAGCAGCACUGAGAUUCUGAAGUGGCUGCGAGAGAUUCUCAUCUGCAGAAACAAAUUUCUUCUCAGGAACAAAGAUCGGGCCACAGCAGGCAGCAACAUCGCCAUCUGCCGGCAGGCCCAGACCAAGCUGGAGGUCUGUCUUUACAUGUUCCUGUGGAGUCCAGACAUGGAGGCAGUUCUGGUGGCCAUGUCCUGUUUCCGCUUCCUGUGUGAGGAGGCAGACAUCCACUGCGGUGCAGAAGACAUCCCUGUGCAGUCCCUUCUGCCAAACUACAACACGUUCAUGGAGUUUGCAUCUGUCAGUAACAUGAUGAUUACAGGUCGUUCGGCUCUACAGAAGAGAGUAAUGGCUUUGCUUCGGAGGAUUGAGCUGCCCACCCCGGGAAACACAGAGGCCUGGGAGGACACACAUGCCAAAUGGGAACAUGCAACCAAAUUAAUUUUAAGCCACCCGAAAACGAAACUAGAAGACAGUCAGGAAUGGAUCAAUAUGACAGGCUUCCUGUGUGCGUUGGGUGGCGUGUGUUUGCAGCAGAGGAACACGUCUGCUCUGGCCACAUACAGUCCUCCCAUGGGCACCCUGAACGAUCGCAAGGGCUCCAUGGUGUCCAUGGCAUCAUGUGAGGGGAACCCAGAGACACCCCUGAGCAGGUUUCUGGACCGUCUUCUGUCGCUGAUGGUGUGCAAUCAUGAGAAGGGCCAUCAGAUCCGCACUAACGUCAAAGACCUGGUGGGGCUGGAGCUCUGUCCAGCACUCUAUCCCAUGCUGUUCAACAAACUCAAAAACGGCAUCAGCAGAUUCUUCGAUGCCCAGGGCCCGGUGCCAAUUAACGAGACCAACACGCAGUUUGUGGAGCAGACCAUCGCCAUCAUGAAGAACCUUCUGGACAACCAUACGGAAGGAAGCUCAGAGCAUCUUGGUCAAGCCAGCAUUGAGACCAUGAUGCUUAACCUGGUUAGGUAUGUGCAUAUUCUUGGCAACAUGGUUCAUGCCAUCCAGAUCAAAACUAAACUGUGCCAGCUGGUAGAGAUCAUGAUGGAGUGCAGAGAUGACCUCUCUUUCUGCCAAGAGAUGAAGUUCAGGAAUAAGAUGGUGGAGUAUCUGACGGACUGGGUGAUGGGAACAUCCAACCAGGCAGCAGAUGAUGAUGUGAAAUGCCUCACAAGGGAUCUGGAUCAGGCGAGUAUGGAAGCGGUGGUGUCUCUUCUGGCCGGCCUGCCCCUUCAGCCAGAGGAGGGGGAUGGUGUGGAGCUGAUGGAGGCCAAAUCUCAGCUCUUCCUAAAGUACUUCACUCUCUUCAUGAACUUGCUGAACGACUGCAGUGAGGUGGAGGACGAGGGUCAGCAGGUGACUGGACGUAAGCGAGGGAUGUCCAGGCGGUUGGCGUCUUUAAGGCACUGCACCGUCUUGGCCAUGUCCAACUUGCUCAACGCCAACGUGGACAGCGGCCUUAUGCACUCUAUUGGGCUGGGCUAUCAUAAGGACCUUCAGACCAGGGCUACGUUCAUGGAGGUCCUCACUAAGAUCCUGCAGCAGGGGACAGAGUUUGACACACUGGCAGAGACCGCGCUGGCCGAUCGCUUUGAGAGGCUUGUGGAACUUGUCACGAUGAUGGGGGAUCAGGGGGAGUUACCUAUCGCCAUGGCGCUGGCCAAUGUGGUGCCUUGUUCUCAGUGGGAUGAACUGUCACGUGUUCUGGUAACUCUCUUUGAUUCGAGGCAUCUCCUGUAUCAGCUUCUGUGGAAUAUGUUCUCUAAAGAGGUGGAGCUGGCAGAUUCCAUGCAAACACUGUUCCGCGGCAACAGCUUGGCCAGUAAAAUCAUGACGUUCUGCUUUAAGGUGUACGGGGCCACGUAUCUGCAGAAGCUGUUGGAGCCGUUGCUCAGGGCAGUGAUCACGGGCACUGAGUGGCAGAUGCUGAGCUUUGAGGUGGAUCCCACCAGACUUGAGACCGGUGAGAAUUUGGAGGAGAACCAGCGCAAUCUGUUACGGAUGACCGAUCGCUUCUUUCGGGCCAUAAUCAGCUCAUCUGGCGAGUUUCCACCUCAGCUCCGCAGCGUCUGUCACUGUCUCUUUCAGGCUACUUGCCACUCUCUCCUGUCUAAAGCAUCUGUCAAAGACAGAAAGGAAGUGAGGAAAGCAGUGGUUAGCCAGCGUUUCCCACAGAACAGUAUUGGAGCUGUAGGAAGUGCAAUGUUUCUGCGUUUUGUGAACCCAGCUAUAGUCUCUCCAUAUGAGGCUGGAAUUCUCGACAAAAAGCCUCCACCUAGGAUGGAAAGGGGCCUUAAACUCACGUCAAAGAUCCUGCAAAGUAUUGCCAACCAUGUUUUGUUCACAAAAGAGGAACACAUGAGGCCAUUUAAUGACUUUGUGAAGAGUAAUUUUGAUGCAGCCAGAAGAUUUUUCCUGGACAUUGCCUCUGACUGUCCGGCGAGCGACUCUCUCAACCACAGCCUGUCCUUCAUUAGUGAUGGCAAUGUUUUGGCCCUGCACAGGCUGCUGUGGAACAACCAAGAGAAAAUCGGCCAGUAUUUGUCUAGUAACAGGGAUCAUAAAGCUGUUGGAAGGAGGCCCUUUGAUAAGAUGGCCACCCUGCUUGCUUACCUGGGUCCCCCAGAACACAAACCUGUGGCAGAUACUCAUUGGUCCAGCCUGAAUCUCACCAGCUCCAAAUUUGAGGAGUUUAUGACAAGACACCAGGUGCAUGAGAAAGAAGAGUUUAAAGCAUUGAAGACUCUUAACAUCUUUUACCAGGCUGGAACUUCAAAGAACGGAAACCCUGUGUUUUACUAUGUAACUCGCAGGUAAGACUUCAUGAUACCUGACCGAUGGUUGCAAAAGAAUUACAAAGGCACACAUUGUUCUUUUGUUCAACGUUUUAUUGCUUCUAAAAACAAUCAGUUA